AUGUACGAGACCAAGGCGGAACAGCAGGACUUGAAGCGAGGGGCGGCCGCUGCUGCAAUUCACUCCGCGCUUGAUGCUGUCAGUGGAAACCCGGAGAAAAAGAGCAAAAUUACGGAUUUCUUUGGCAAUGAGGCGACGUGCGCCAAGGAGGACGCGGAUAACGCGCUUUGCCUUCUAUUCGCGGCGCUGAAACUUCCGGAGUGCAUUGCGGACGAUCCGGUCUUCCGCUACGCGGUCCAGUGCAUUGCGCGCGCUGGACCUGGGUACGUCCCUCCUAAGAGGCGCUACAUUGGAGGGGCAGGCUUGAAGAAGGUGCGGCAGAAAAUGGAGGUCGCGCUCGCCCCCGUUGCCGCGAGCUGGAAGCGGGACGGGGUAACGGUGUCGUCGGACAUGAUGACCGACCGUUGUGGCCGCCCCCAGGCCAACGUGCUCCUUGUCAACGACUCCGGCGUAGUUUUCGAGCAGGCGGUGGACUGCAACAUGGAGUCGAAGACCGGGGGGUACAUCGCCAGCCUUCUCCGCCCUGUCAUUGAUAAGGAGGGGCCGGAGAAUGUGGUGGCGGUCUACACCGAUGGCGGCAGCAAGUGGUGGAAGCAGGUGCUCAAGCCUGCGGGAACCAGGUUCGGGACACAAUACAUAGCCAUGGCCCGGCUAUGUGAGGUGAGGAGUGGGCUGGCGGCGAUGGUGCUCAGCGACGAGUGGAAGGUGUGGGCAGCGGCGGACAAGGAUAGGAAGACAGCAGCUGAGAAAUUCAGGGCUGCUGUGAUGGAUGAGGAGUGGUGUGGGGUGGCGGAGUUCUUUACCUCUCUCAUGGCGGUGCUAUUCAAGGCCAUGCGGGCCACGGACUCUUCCGCGAAAGGCAUGAUGGACAUCACCAAGAUUGUGAAGGACAGGUGGGACAACUCCCUUGCCUGCCCCAUGCAUGUGGUUGGCCGGAUCCUGAAUCCGGCCAACCAGGAGGAGGGAAUUUUCAGGAACGAUGUGGAGUGCACGCGGGUGUUCAAGGACUACAUCGAGCGCCACUAUGACAACAAGACUUUCAAGCGUGGCAAGGAUGGCGCCCCUCGCCGCGCCUCCCUUGUGCUGCAGGAGGCAUUGCUGGCCUACAUCAACAUGGAGGGCAGCUUUGGCAAGCCGGGCGCCAUUUCUGCAAGGGAGGCAGUGAAGAAGGGGGAGAUGAGCAUGGUGCAGUGGUGGUCGUUGCACAGCACCGAGUAUCCUGAGCUUGCUGCCCUCGCAUGCCGGGUGCUCACUCAGCCCGUCUCGGCUUCCCCAUGCGAGCGUGGCUGGGCGCAGUGGGAAGGCGUCCACACCGCCCGCCGCAACCGGCUUGGGUCCGCCAAGUGUGCGGACCUCGUCUACAUUGCGCACAAUUUCAACGUUGUGCGCAAUUGGUACAAGAAGGAUGGGGGCAGCACGGUUGUGCCCGGUAACAUCCCGGAUGCCCCUAUCCCCCCCAGCUAUAACAUGGAUGAGGAGGAGGAUGACAUGCUGGGGGAGGAUGGAGAGGAUGCAGUGCUGGCGGAUGAGUAUGGGAAAGGUGUGGUGGUGGAAAAGCCCCGCAAGGAAAUCGGUUGUGGGGAAGCUAGCUAG
Molecule: messenger RNA, 1593 nt
Organism: Closterium sp. NIES-65
Lineage: Eukaryota; Viridiplantae; Streptophyta; Zygnematophyceae; Desmidiales; Closteriaceae
Source: the annotation of a GenBank genome assembly